Molecule: messenger RNA, 1896 nt
Organism: Plasmodium gallinaceum
Lineage: Eukaryota; Apicomplexa; Aconoidasida; Haemosporida; Plasmodiidae
Gene: PLP4
Product: perforin like protein 4, putative
Exons: 1
Coding region: 1-1896 (631 amino acids)
Source: RefSeq, a predicted model, not a curated record
AUGAAAUAUAGUUUAAACAUCCAUAUUUUUACAACAUGGAUAUGCUUGUUUUUUUUUUAUAUAUUUCCUUCUAUUUUUUGUUAUGACGUAAAAAAUGAAACAAAUAAUUCCAAGAAUGAAAUAUUUAGCAAAUAUAUAGGAAAAGGAUAUGAUAUUUUGUUUGGAUAUCCAUUACCAAAUAACGAACUUAUAGAAGAUCCUGGAUUUAGAGAAGUAAUAUUUGAUACAAGGAACACUAUAAAUGUGAUACAAAAUGUUGCUUGCAAAAAAGAUGAAUAUUUAAAAGUUAUAAAAGGCAUUAAUGAUGUAAUGGAUCUAGCAAUGGAAAACAUAAAUAUUGAUGAUCUGGAUGCAAAUAUAAGACCCUUUUCAGCAUCUAUGCCAUAUUCAAAUUAUUUUAUAGAUUUAGAGAUAAAGAAAAAAAAAUAUGCAGUAGUACAAAAUACAUGUUUACACAGUUAUGCCACACUUAAUUUAGGAGAAUCUACAAAAACUAUGAAUAAAGAUUUUUUAUUAGAUACAGAAAAAUUACCUGUUUUAUCAAAAAAAAAAGAAAAUAAAUGCUCAAAAAUAUUAUAUCUUUAUGAUUCUUCCAAUGAACAUUGUUUAAAUACCAUAAAACCAUGGAUUGAAUUUUUUCAAAAAUAUGGAACGCAUUUAUUAAUAUCAGCUCAUUUUGGAGGAAAAUCAUUUAAUUCACUAGAAAUUACAAUGGAAAAAUCAGAAGAAAUAAAUAUAUAUAAAUAUAAAUAUUAUAUUGGAAAUGUUACAUAUUUAAAUAUAUUUAAAGCACCAUUAGUAUUGCAAGAUAUCCUUAAGAUGAAAAUAAGUAGAAAACAUGAUUUAAUAAAAAAAAAAAUUCAAAAUACGAAAGAAAUGAAUUUAGAUAUUAGGGGAGGCAACUUUUUUGAUGAAAAAUGGAAUGAACUAACAUAUGAAAUUUGGAAAAAUUCCAUUUACUCCAAUUAUGUUCCUGUUUAUCUUGAUUUAGUUUCAUUAAGUUCCUUUAUACGUAAAAAUAAGAAGGAAUCUUAUAACAUUGCAUUAUUAUAUUAUAGUAACCUAUAUGGAACAGAUAAAGAAAAUUUGUAUCUCUCUCAAAAUAUAACAGAUGUUUUUUCAGAAGGAAAACAAAUUACAGGAUCAGGUAAAGGAUCUUUAAUUUUAAGCUGUCCCAUUGGCUAUAUUAAAAGUACUGGGUUUAUUUUUUCUUAUGACACUUCUGAAAAGCUAAAGAAUCUUAAAAAUGAAGAACCAAGACUAAAAAUUCAUCCAUGUCAUAAUAAAGGAGAAUAUGAUAUUUCAUGCUCAUAUACAACUAAAAAUGAUAAUAUUAUCAGUUUUGGUUGGAUGUAUUGUGUAAAACAUAAUUUUAUAAAAUUUGAAACUAUUUACAAAGAGAGUGUAAGUUCAAAAGAAAAUUCAUUAGAUAUAAAAUGCUCUGAAGGAAACACCUUAGCAUUUGGAUUUAAAAUGAAACUAAAAAAGAAAGAAAAUUUAGAAAAAAUAAAGGUUAAACCAUGUAACGUUGGUGAUAGUAAAUGUUCUAUAGAUAAAACUAAAAAUAAUUCGGAUUAUUUAUUGUGGGGAUUCUGUGUACCAUUGUCUUUUCGUACUAUUACAUCCUUACAAGUAACAUAUAUUUCUGAAAAAAAUGUAACUACCGAUGUAAGUGGAAGUUGCUCCGAUAUCUAUAUAAAUAAAUAUGACAAUAUUUUUUUAGGUUUUACUUUUUCUUUUGAUAAGGAUCUAGAAAAAGUAAAAGCAUCUUCAUGUAGCCCUAACUCGAAAUUUUGCAUUAGUAAAAUAAAUAAUAAAAAUGAAAAAUAUUAUGUUGGAAUGUUUCUAUUAUGCAGAUAUGAUGGAAAUCAAAAAAGAAAAUUUAAAUAUCAAUGA